UGUUGAUAGUUUCGCAAUCUUUUAGUCUUAUUCUAUCUCUAUGAGAUAAUGUUGACUUAAUCUACUUUUAUAUGUACAAUUAGCCUCGAGCUUUUUACUGUCAAAUUUAACAUGGCUGAACUCUUUCGGCAAUUCCUCCCAUUAUUUAUUUCUGAUAAAUGCAUGAAUGAAUUCUUCGUUAAGUUUAAUUUACUGGAUGCUGAUUGUUUGAAGCAAACUAUAAGUAAAGCUUUAGGUACAGGAAUAAUUCUUGGCUCUACUUUAGUUAAAUUGCCACAAAUUAUUAAAAUUGUGAAUGCUAAAAGUGCUGAAGGCCUCAGUUUUCUUGGUAUAUUACUUGAACUGAUUGCUAUUACAUCUACUGCAUCUUAUAAUUAUGCUAAAGGCUAUCCAUUUAGCUCCUGGGGAGAGUCAUGUUUUUUAUUAGUAGAAACGGCCAUUAUUGGCUUUUUAGUUUUGCUGUACAGUAGCCGAAUUCGGCAAGCCAAUACUUUUGCUCUGCUCUAUAGUGUUGUUUCGUAUAUACUUUUUAAUGGACUUGUGCCCAUCUCAGUCUUAUGGAACAUGCAAGUUGCAAAUGUGCCGAUAGUGGUCGCUGGUAAAAUGAUUCAAGCGGCGAAGAACUAUCAGAACGGCCAUACCGGGCAAAUAUCCGCCAUUACGGUAUUCUUGCUCUUCUUGGGAUCCAUGGCUCGGAUCUUCACUUCCAUUCAAGAAACUGGUGAUCCUGUGAUUAUCUUCACUUUCAUCAUCGCAACUUUGGCCAACGGCGUCCUGGCUGCCCAGGUUCUUUACUAUUGGAAGGCGACUGCACGUGUACUCUUGGAGAGAGAGAAAAAGAAGGCGUAACUUUCUAUCGAAGUCGUCAAUAAUCGCAUUUCAGUAAAUGCAGUUCGUCAGCAAUAUUUUUUCAUCGUGACUAAUUUAUCUUGAGUAAGCCAUGAAAUUUUGCACUGCUAAAAAUCAAGUUUAGUAUUUCACCAAGAAGUUGGUUUACAUCUUGCAAAAUUUAGCUAUAAUCAUCUUACUGGUGAAAAUUAUUACCAAUAAGAUCAGGAUUGCAGAAUUUUGUUAGGUUUAACUUAUUUCUUAGUGAAUCAUUGAACUUUUAACAGUGUGGAUGAAAAUUUGGACUACGGAAUACAGCAUUAUUGAUGUAAUUUAUUGAAUAACUUUUGAUUUUUGUACACAAUUUAAUACUUUUAAAGAAUAUAAAUUUUUAGACAAGGGCAGUUACUUGUAUUUCAAACAAUAAUUGAGGAUUUCUUUUAGCAAUAUUCUUUUUGUAACGGUGAUUUUGUUUUAAUGUGAAUAUGACACUGUGCGAUAAUCGCAUGAAAGAACGAAUUUCUGAUUCUUACAAUAAAAUGUUUACUUGAAGUUUUGAAGCGCUUUGAUUUUUGUUUGAAUUUAUCAGUUGGAACAAGAAAAUAUUGAAUUUCUGAGUAUGAAUUAGGUGACUAAAUAACGAGUAGAAGUUUUUUGAUUUACUCUGAGUUUUGUAAAUUACUAAUUUCAAGGGUU
Molecule: messenger RNA, 1524 nt
Organism: Uloborus diversus
Lineage: Eukaryota; Metazoa; Arthropoda; Arachnida; Araneae; Uloboridae
Product: mannose-P-dolichol utilization defect 1 protein-like
Exons: 5
Coding region: 112-849 (245 amino acids)
Biological process (GO): oligosaccharide biosynthetic process
Source: RefSeq, a predicted model, not a curated record